UCGGCGUCGUCGGCCUGUGCUGCCGACUCCUCGCCGCCUGUUCUCCGCAACUCCACACCAGAGACCAAGCACAUCCAUAUACAAAGCCUCGACCAAGCUUUUCUCUUGCUCAGUAUGCCCGAACAGUCCCUGCCUCUUGUUCUCGAGCCUCUCUCCCCCUUCGGAGAUGCGCUCGCAGGCUCCCUCGGCGCAGUCUUUGCCAAUGCUGUGGUCUACCCACUCGACAUCAUCAAGACCAGGCUCCAGGUCCAGCGCAGAAGCGAAAAGGCCGCAGAGAAUGACAAACGUGCAGAUGGUGCGGAAGCAGUCAUUGACGGAGACCACUACACCUCGGCCUUUGAUGCAUUCCAGAAGAUGCUUAAGCGCGAGGGCGUCCGAGGCUUGUAUGCCGGUAUCGCGGGUGGCCUGGUUGGCACUGCCUCGCAGAACUUUGCCUACUUUUAUUGGUAUACCUUUGUGCGCGAUACCUACACUGCGCGUAUCCCUGUCAUCUCAACGGCUAUGGAAUUAGUGCUUGGAGCGGUGGCAGGAGCCCUUGCAACCAUUUUCACCAUUCCCAUCAGUGUCUGCACAACUCGCCAACAGACAGCCAGUACACUGCGUCGCAAGUCUCUCUUUGGCACAGCAGCAGAAGUUGUAGAUGAGGAUGGUAUUGCAGGCCUUUGGCGCGGAUUGAAGCCUUCCCUUAUUUUGUGCGUCAACCCAGCCAUCACCUAUGGUCUCUUUGCAAUUUUGAAGAAGCGCAUUGUGGGCGAACUGGGCAAGCUGACGCCUGGGCAGGCAUUCGGUAUCGGAGCUCUCUCCAAGACCGUUGCAACGGUCGUAACUUACCCCUACAUUAUGGCCAAGGUGCGCAUGCAGCACAAGAAUGAAGACCCAAAAAUCGCCGCUCAGCAGAGCAAGCUGAGUGCGCUUGGCAUCCUUGGCAAGAUCUUGAAGGAGGAUGGCUUUAUCGGGUUGUACAAGGGCAUGGAUACGCAAAUAUUCAAGGCCGUCUUGACGCAAGCAAUUCUCUUCUACUUCAGGGAGUUGUUUACGCGGUACACGAUGGUAGCCUAUGCGCUCGGCAGGCGGCUGGCCCAGCAGCGGGCGUUGAAGAAGUAGAGGUAGAUACUUGAGUAGAUAGUGCGUCGGGAAUAGAUAAAGUGACACAAAUAUUGAGCAAC
This is a messenger RNA of Protomyces lactucae-debilis, 1166 nucleotides long. Its product is annotated as peroxisomal adenine nucleotide transporter 1. NCBI's taxonomy places the organism in Eukaryota, Fungi, Ascomycota, Taphrinomycetes, Taphrinales, Protomycetaceae. The transcript has a single exon. The coding region runs from base 115 to 1104 and encodes 329 amino acids. The record is from RefSeq and is a predicted model, not a curated record.